Trichobilharzia regenti is the source of this 9108-nucleotide messenger RNA. The record is from the annotation of a GenBank genome assembly. NCBI's taxonomy places the organism in Eukaryota, Metazoa, Platyhelminthes, Trematoda, Strigeidida, Schistosomatidae.
AUGCUCCGUUUUGUGGAUUAUGUUGUUCUUGUCGGAUAUGACUUUGAAAAAUCAGUUGGUGGUGAAAGCGAAGGACGUAUUUUACAAAGAUUUCCUUCAAAAUGUUGGGACGACUAUCCUUACAACUUCAAAAUUGAGACAUUCUGUCAACCUUGUGGUUGGUAUCUUAGUCGGAACAAACCAGCACCAACAUUCUUUGUUGCGUACUUGACAGAUGUUGCUGGAAAUCCAUAUUUUGCAGCCUGUCUUACUUUUCACGAGGCUGUAUCACCUAGUCAACUACUAAAAUUUAAAAAUCCUUAUAAUACUAUUCAUAACAGAGUAAGGGCUGCAGGGAAUGAGUUGAAUCGUUAUCCUCAUAAUGGACCUAUAGAUGGGUCAUUUGUAAAUAAAAAAGGCUUUCUUAUUUCUAAUUUUGCAUGUCAGUCUGAAAAUUAUCCCUUAAAUACUCGUAUCAGCGUAACCAGUUUGGAUAGUAAUGCUAGUUCACCGUUGAGUUCAGCAAUCGGUGUACACGAUCAGUCGAUAAACCAUUGUGGUCUGAGGUCGAUAUAUGAUGCUGGUGAUCCAAAUCUAGUACGUCCACCGGAAUUUUAUGCACCAAAGUGUUUGGUUUUCCUUGCUCGUCAUCAACACUUUGAUGUGUUGAAGAAUAGUCUGAGCUUAUUGUACACUGUCUUCGCUGAUUCAUUACAUCAAUACUCUGUGGAACAAAUGAUUGCGACAGUACUUGGCGGUGUAGAAGUUCCACCAACAGGUGGUCCACGUGUUACUUUCAGUCUAGGCACUGGUGAUCGUCAGAUAAUUCAACCGGCUCAUUGUAGUACUAUACCUGUUACGCGUAAUUGUGUAGCUUCAUUGUUCAAACAUUUAGGAAUACAUAAUGUGAUUUUACUGUUCACUGCAGUUCUAAGUGAUCAAAAAGUUCUUGUCUGCUCACGCAGUUUAAACCGGCUGACAGAGGCAUGUCAUGCGCUAACAUCUAUCCUGUAUCCCUUAAAAUAUGGGCAUACAUAUGUUCCUAUACUGCCUAAAUCGUUAAUUGAAUUUGUCAAUGCACCAACUCCAUUCCUGUAUGGUAUUCAUUCAUCCUAUCAACAUUUACUGCCUGAUAUGGUUGAUGUAUUUGUUGCUGACUUGGAUGGAGGGAGUGUAGCAUGUCCUGAGAAUAUUCCCAUACCUCAACUACCUGAUCCUUAUUUCACUGAAGUUGUGGAAAAUUUAUUUCAGAUUUUAAGUCCAGAAUUAAUGUCAGCUGAUCAUGUGUAUCCUCCAACAACAACAACUACUUGUACAACUACUGCCUCUAGCCAAUCAAAUGAUUUAAUCAUACAAGAUAAAAAAUUACGUGCUGUAUUUCUUCGUCUGUUCGCCUCCUUAUUCGCUGGUUAUCGUUCUUGCCUGACAAUUACACGGAUUCAUCCACAACCAGUGAUACACUUCAAUCGAACGUUAUACUUACUACUACGUGGGAAUAGUGCACAUAAUGAAUUCUGUGAUCGUCUUUUAUCUAGUAUGCGUUUUCAUCAAUUCAUAUUAGAACGUGGUCCACCAUUUCGUGUUUGUGAUUUAUUCGAUGAAGAGUACAACUUGUAUGCUGAUGGUUAUUCACUAAGUGGUGAUAGUACACUGGUAAUGAAUGAUAAAGAGCAUGAUUAUGAUAUGCUGAUGAAUCAUCAAUCCGUGUUAACUGGUGGCGGUGGUGGGCUAUCACCGGUCACUUCUAGUUUACACUUGAUUGAACGAUUGAGUACAAAACUGCUGGAUAAUGAAUGUGGUGACCAGCCAGCAACACAAAUCUUGCCCGAUGAAGCUGUUGAAGCCCACAAACGUAUUCAUCAAACACCAUUUCCUGUUUUAGAUGCUAAACUCAUUGAUGAGUUAACAGUUCAGUAUUCUCAAAAGAAAGUUAAAAAUGUUAUUUAUCAUAAACCUGAACCACGCUUUGUACCCCAGGGACAACAAUUGGAUAGGCAAAUAUUUAAAGCUGAAAUGUUUCCAGAUAAAUAUCGAGUUAUUCAUGAAUUUGUUGAGGAUAUCUUCAAUCAGCAUAUUACAGAAGCUUUAAAACGACGGAAUACAAUUCGUCAAGAUUUAAAAUCUCGACCAAUGCGACGUCUAUUUGUCGAUGAAUUACGUCGUUAUCUAGUCCCAGAGUCUUCAUCAUCUGGAGGUGCAUCUAUGUCACCAAGUGAAGCAAUCAAUGAUUUUAUUGUUGGCAAUAUGGUAGUUGAUAGAAAUAUUUAUGAUAAACGAGCUGUAUUAACCUGGGAACAAUUUGAGCUAAUUGUUGAUUUAUUAGACGAGGCAUUAAGACAAGAGACACAAUCAAAAGACAGUGGAAUUACUCCGAUAAUUAUGGAUUUAAGCACUAGACUGUGUACUGAACUAGAGAAUGUUCGUUAUUAUGCAAAUAUGAGUCAUCAAAUUCAACAUCAUGAUAUCUGGCGUCAUAUGCCAUUUUGGGAGAGUGUGUUUAACGAACAAGUUAACAAUCAGAUACGUUUGUUAUAUAUUGAUUUUUCUGAAGAAGAACUGAAAGCUCACAAACAACAACAACAGCAAUCCAAAGAUGUUCAUCAUUCCAAUCAAAAUCAUGUUGGGAAUCUGCCUAAUGGUCAUGCAUCAUCAGCGGCAAAUGGUAGUGUUAAAAAACAGGGUAAAAGUCCAUCGUCUCCUGACAAUGAUGGAAUAUCCAUCGUUAUUGUUGGACGUAGUGGUAAUCAGAAAUCAUCGAAUGUCACAGUUCAACAACAAAUUUAUACAUCAAAUAUGUCAUCAUUAGAAAUAGCUGCUGAAGAAAUGCGUAUCGGUAAUACACGUCCACGUGAAAUACAACAGGCUUUAGAAACACGUGAAGAAAGUACUCUCUAUGCUCAGAUUAUACACUUUAUCAAUUUGAUUGUUAACUUUCGUAUACCUGUACAUAUUGGUGCUGCUGUAGCCGAUUUGUAUAGUGAAGAAGCACAGAAUAAUGAUUCUUCACUACACAUGCCUUUACGUAACGAUAUAACAGAUAGCAGGCUGUCCUCGUAUGGAGGCAGUAAUAACAGAAUGACAAGUGACAGUAGUGCAAGACGUCAACAAUCCUCACGUAGUUUGUCAACAAAUGAUCCUCCACCUACGAAUCAAAUUAAUCAUGCUCUUCAGCUUAUAUCACAAAAUGAAGGCUUUGUUAAAGGCAAUAGCUCGUAUUAUAUGGAUAAUUAUUCAAAUAGUGUACUAACUGCUGAAGGAUUUUAUAGCAGUCGGUAUAGUACUCAAAAUUUCAAUGAAAUGAAUCCAGCCACUCUGCUCAGUCAUAUUAAUGUUUUAGAAAAUUGGUUAUUAAAAUUUGUUAAAAAUGUUGGCGAAGAGAAUAAUCUUCUACGGAAACGUAUUAAUGAGAUUGAAGGCAAAAUUAAAGCUAUUAUUGAAAGCCAUCUAAUAAAUUUACAGGCUAUUUAUCCAAAAGUACAAAAUAUCCCACACAUGAAGAAGCCUGAAAUAGCUAAUCCAGUUCUGCUGCCAGGUGAAAUUGCCAUACCAAUCGGUGGUUAUGAUUGUUUAUCCUGUCAACUCUUACCAGAUGGACGUUAUGAACGUAGUGAUUAUCAGUUAUUAGAUCCUUUGACAAAUAUUACGGCUUCUACUAAUGGUGUUAAUGGUAGUGAUAACAUGGCAGAUAAUACUACUAAUAAUAAUAAUAACAACAACAAUAACAGUGGUAAACAAGAUUCAAUUGGAAAUAAUGAAACAGGUGAUAUCGAGGUGGAUAUUAUGCUUAGGCCAUUAUUACCUGCUCAAGGUGCAUUAUUCAUUACAAAUUAUCGAAUAAUAUUUACUGGUGUACCAAAAGAUCCAUUUCAAUCUAAUAAAGUGAUCAAUCGAAGUUUUCCAAUCUCUGCGCUGAGUGGCAUAAAAAAACUUGGAUGUGUUCAAAUGAUUACAGCCUUCCCUUCAUCAUCAUUAGCGAAUCCAGCUACACUGACAACAAUGACACCUAUAUCUGGUUUUCGUUCAGCAACAUUAUUUGUUAGUAAUAAAAAGUUAAAAGCGAAUACCAUGCAGUCGAAAAGUUCAUCACAAAAAUACCUGUCCUCAUCAGCAUCACGUACGACGUAUACAUCAGCAACAGGAGCAGCCGGAGCAGCGGCGGCGACAACAACCACUACAAAUCGUCAUGGUGUCAUGUAUCGUACAGAGAAUUUAGAUGUUAUUUUACUACGUGCAUUAACUUUUCAAAUGUUAAAAAUUGGCUUUGAUAUCGGUGAAGUACAACAAGAGACAAGAGAGGAAUUACGCAGUCUACUUGAAGAACUGCGUUAUCCGUCUAUGCUUUGUAUGGGAUUUAAUUCAGCCCCCUUGGGUUUAAUUCUAUCAAGAAGUAAUAGUAGUAGUGCAGAUCUACAUUCAGCUGGGAUGCACAGUGGUGAAUCGCAUCAUAAAGCGUCUAUGCCGCAUGGAUUGUUACGUAUGCGACAUUUGAAGAGUAAAACUAAUCGAAAUAGUGUAUUCGGUGAUUCAAGCUAUUCUGCAAUCAUGGAUCGAGAACGCAGACGAACAUAUAAUACCCCACCAUCUGUUAACACAGGUGGUACCGUUCGUUCACCUCCGUUGUCUCCUCGUUCUCCUAGAAGUGGUCGUUAUAAUCAAGUAAACUAUCUGCCUACUUCGAAUUUCCCUAAUUGUAUACUUGCUGAAGAAGCAAUCUGCAAUUUAACAACCACACUGAAAGCCUAUUUAACACCUCCGUCUAUAUCAGCCUCAUCAACAGCUGCUACGCUAAUUGAUCCAAAACUUAUGAAGUUGCUAACAGAAUCAUUAGGUUAUUUAGAUAUGGUACGUUUCAGUAGUAGCAUGAAUACGCAUACUGCUAGCAUGACAAUGGCUGCAACACCAACAUCACCAAUGAACUAUUCUACAGGAUUUAACGACGGAAAUGGUUCACUGAAUCGAUCUAUAUCUGGUAGAGCUGGAAGCAGUAUUGGCAGUCGAGUAUAUUGCUCUGCUCGUCUUGUUGCAUUUAAUAUUCAUCAUACUAUAGUAAAAUCUUAUCCAAGCUUUUUCAUUAUACCACAGGGUAUUACUCAGAAUUGUUUAACUAAAGUGGCUCGUUCACAUAAGCGAGGUCGUUUCCCUGUUGUCACUUGGCAACAUCCUGAGACUGGUGCCUAUCUGUUACGUGGUAGUGAAAUGCAAUCAAAUAUUAUUUUGAAUACAUUUAAAAAUAUUAAAACUGCCUCGAAAGGUAGUACUGGUGAUAAUGUCGAUGAUGGCGUUGAUACUACAGGUUCACAUGCAACUGUCUCCAAAGAACAUAUACGCUAUAUACGUGCACUAGUUGAUAUGUCAUUAUCAGCUAUGAAUAAUAGUCGACCGAGUAGUGUUAUCACUUCAGAGACUGGUUAUUCAGCAACUGAUGACUUAUCAAAUUCAUCUCAACUACCCAAUGCUGCUGCUGCUGCUGCUGGUGGUACAACCUCAUCCAUGGAUCAUUUACCAAGGGAGCAUAACACUAUCAGCCAUCCUGCUACUGCUACUGUUGUUUCAAGUGUAACUAACAAUAAAACAAGAUUCAGGAGAUAUAAGGUUCGUGAGGCUUUAGGAAGAAUUGGAAUGUUUGCUGCACGUCGUCGUUUAACACGUUCGGGACUUUCUCCAAUGGGUAGUAUUGCCUCUGGUAUUGAUGAUGUCAUCAGCAUGGAUAGUGUUGCAUCACAAAAUAAUAUCCCACCACAGCAUCCAAAUCAUCCGGCGCAUGAUACAGCUUCUGUUCUAGGCACCACUGGUGUUGUUGGUAGUUGUUUGCCGGGUGGUGUCAUCAAUAGGCCAAUCUCCUUGUAUAUAUUAUGUGAAAAACAAAUGACUAAGAUGUCAAAAAUAUUCAACUCAUCGUCUGUUCUCCUAUCACCAAUCGACUAUCCGAGUGCAUCAACUGUGACUAGAUGUUUUAAAGGAUUUUUCAAAGCAUGUCUACCGAAUGAUUCGAAUAGGUCGAAAUCGGCGGCAAAACUUCUGUCUGCGGCAGCAACCACCGCUGGUGUAUCAUUGGAUCAUGCGUCGUCUAACAACACAACUGGAAAUAGUGCUACAUUAGGAUCACAUUUCACGCAUACCAGUCAUCAUAGCCAACAGCUUAACAAUAAUAAUAAUAACAGUGGGGAGAAUGUAGAGUCAGAGUCCAUUUCAACGUCAACUGCGACAAACAUUAAUAACGCCAAAUUAAUGAAUGUAUUCACAGAAGCUCAUGAAAAUGGUUGGUUCACCUAUAUGAAGUCGUUAUUGGAGCUGGCUGGCACAGUGGUAGAUUUAUUAGAUCUACAAGGGGCUAGUGUAGCACUGUGUCUAGAAAAUGGCAGUGAUAUUGUAGCUCAAAUUGUAUCACUUGUGCAAGUUAUGCUUGAUCCUUACUAUCGGACAAUAGCAGGAUUUUGGAGUUUAAUUGACAAAGAAUGGUUAAUAUUUGGGCAUACCUUUAACCAGAAUUUAAAUCAAACCUCAUCAACAAAAUCGGGUAGUAUAUCACCGAUUUUCUUACAAUUUCUUGACGCUGUCCACCAACUGUUAAGACAGUUUCCCUUAGCCUUUGAAUUCAAUGAUUACUACUUACGCUUUUUAGCCUAUCAUCAUAUAUCGAAUCGUUUUCAUAAUUUUAAAUAUGACUCAGAAUUUGAACGAUUUACAGUUUGGUUUCCCGAUCUAAUGGAGAGUUUAGCAAAUAAUAGUAAAUUUGGCACAAGUAUUGUAUCAAAAAUCGACGAUCACCUAUUGGAAUUGUACCGUUCACGAUCGAUAUGGCCAUUUAUUCAACAACAACACUAUGAAUGGCCAGUAUUCUUCAAUUUCCGGUAUUCACGUAAACUUGGAGAAAAGGUUCUUAGACCAGCGACAAAUAUGGCCUCGUUUGAUUUAUGGCAAUUUUAUUUAACUGAAGAUUUAGCCUGUGGACCAAUCUAUGAUCUGGAUCAUUUUUCACCGAGCUACCGUAAAAGUACUAAUCGUCCAUAUGAACCUGUACUACGACAAGGAUUUAAUAACAGUCAUAUAGAACAAACAUAUGCUGUUUUAGGACUGCGUGAAGGUGAAGAAGCCAUUGGUUGGCAAGAGACAUGGGAACAAGCUCAAUCUGAAAUGCUCAGUCCAUAUUCUCCUUUAUCUCCUCCAACGAAACAUUUAGGUAAUCAAAAUAAAAAACCAGUCAAAACUAUCCGACCAAUUACAAACACUACCGGUCCUGCCUCUACUACUGCUGCUUCUGCUGUCGCUACUACUGGUAAUUCCAUGAGUAGUAUGUGCUCAACAUAUAAUACUGUCACGUCUACUACUAAUGGUAACACAAGACAUGGUGUUAAAGCAUUGAAUAAAUUCUCUCCAUUACCAUCACGUUUUGGAGAUUAUAGAGAAGGCAGUGAGCCGACUGAAGGUGCUCUACACCGUAAAUUAAUGAAAUCUGAUGAUGAUGAUGACUAUGCCAUGAGUGGUGCUGCUAGACGACGAGCAAUGUCUAGUAGUUUGAUCGAUAUAAAUCCUGGCAAAAAUACCUUUCAGUCAUCAAUGACCACGUCUACAUCAACAGCUUAUCAUCAACCGAAUGAUGAUAUCACUCAGACAACUACAUUAACACCUCAAGGUGUUGGCAGUAGUGAUGGUGAUUUGUUAUGCUCUUCAGAGAAUAAUACUGUCAGUCCGUUGCACGUGUCUGAAUUGAAUGUGAAUGAGCCAUCAUCGCAUCAAUCGCAUGUUAUUAUUGUAAAAGACCUGUCAUCAAUUGAAAAGGACGACAGAAAGACAAAUUCAACUGUCCCAAUACGAAACGGUAAAGAUUUGUCAAGAGGAGUAGUAACCAAUGGAAAUGAUUCAAAAUACUAUGGUGUUACAAAUGGUGGUGGUGGCUCCCCGAGUAGAAAUCGUAUCGGUGCAGAGACAAGCAUGUAUAAGAGUAGUAGUAGUAAUCAUAAUAUACCGGCGGCGGGAUGUGAACAGAUUUCAGAAGAUGAAGCAUUUCAUGAAGGCAAUGAUGAUUUAUACGGGGAUCGAUAUGAUGACUCAGUAGAUGAGUCAUCAUUGGAUAAUGAUAAUCAUUUUACACGUCAUGCUAUUUUAGAAUAUCAUCGGACAGCUACAUUGAAGAGGUUAACACGUCGUGCAGGCGGUGGUGGCGGCGGCGGUACGCAGCAUACUCAUGAUCACAAGUUGACCAACGGAUUGACGCCUAGUUAUCGAAAUAUUAUUAUUGAGUAUGAAUCGGAUAGUAUAACCAGCAUUGGAACUGGUGCGGGUGGUGUCAAUAUCAAUUCACCUGUACAAGAUGAACCACGAGUGCAUAAAUUCACUUCAUCACGAAUAAAUAACAAUCCUAAUCUUUCAUGUGAAUUAUGCCAGAAAAAAUGUCAGUCAAUAGAUAAUGUUGUCAAAUGCAUUGAAUGUGAUCUCUUCUGUCAUGAAAAGUGUUCAUCAUUAGAUUCAAAAUGUUUUCCUACGCAUAUGAAUAGUAGUCCUCAUCAAAGUGAAACAGACAAAAAUGGACAUGUGCUAUUGAAACGACAUGACUCUGCGUAUUUACCAAGUGAACUAGACAGCUACAAGAAGGCUAAUCAUCAUCAUCAUCAGUAUGCUGGUGAUGAUGAUCGAGGAAGAUCUGCUCCAACUUUUGGUAUUACUGGUGGUGGAAGUGGUUUAUUCAGUCCAACUCUCCCAUGGCGAGGGGAACGUGAUCAUUCAUUUCGAUCUUCAUUAGUUUUAAUACAAGAUACUCGUGGAAAACGUAAACUAAGUGAAAGUUCUUCAUCUGUAGCCCAGACUAAUACCCUGUCUGAUACUCAAUCUCAAAGUGGAAGAAGUCAUCGUAAAUUUUUACAACAAUGGAAACAACGAUUGUUUGCAUUGGAUACAAAUCGACACCAGCUGAAAUAUUAUGAAAGUUAUGCCAAUUCAUCACCACGUGGGUGUAUUGAUUUACAAGAUGUUAGAUGUGUGAAAAUUGUUCGAAAUUUCACCCACCAGCGUAAAUCAACUUCGUUUGUUGUAUUUGAAUUGGAAACAACCAGUCGAACCUACAGACUUGGUGCUAUCAAUCAAGAAAAUGCUAUGCAAUGGAUUGAACGUAUACAGAAAACUAUUCAAUGA